Messenger RNA from Prosopis cineraria, 3649 nucleotides. Its product is annotated as lysine--tRNA ligase, chloroplastic/mitochondrial-like. Gene Ontology annotation, molecular function: tRNA binding; lysine-tRNA ligase activity; ATP binding. Gene Ontology annotation, cellular component: mitochondrion; cytoplasm; cytosol. Gene Ontology annotation, biological process: lysyl-tRNA aminoacylation. The coding region runs from base 487 to 2004 and encodes 505 amino acids. The record is from RefSeq and is a predicted model, not a curated record. Lineage: Eukaryota; Viridiplantae; Streptophyta; Magnoliopsida; Fabales; Fabaceae. The transcript is spliced from 12 exons.
AAGAAAACCUAUAGAAUUCAGACUCAGCAAAGAAUCCUUAUAGGAUAUCUUCUUCCUAGAAUUCAAGCCUUCAAUCAUCUUAUCCUCCUUCCCACCCUUGCGAUAUCUAUCAGUGUUCGUAUUGGAAAAAACAAAGUUACUCCUUCCUUCAUUGAUUUCGCCUUCAAGAUCACCACCCUUAUCCUCGCCACCAUUACCUCCAUUAAUCUCCAGACGCUCUCUCUUUUCCUCACUCAUUUUAUUCAGUCCAAUUUUGAAGACAUUGCUUUACACUCGAGUUUCCCGUCCUCCUUCCAAAGAAACGAUUCAUCUCAUAUACAAAACCGUAUUGAUGGUUAAAAAAAAAAAAAAAAACGUAAAAAACCGCAUGCCACGUCAGAUGUGCUGACAUGGCGGACCAUCAAUCAAGUUAGAUAGGCAAAUAUAGGCGACAGGCUACAGCGGGAAUCAGAAGCACUCGAGUUAGCCACCCACGGGGACAAGGCGAUGGAGGCGCUUAGAAUAUGGACCUUAGCCUCGCAGCCACUGAAGCGCUUCUCUCGCCUCGUCUCUUCCUCCACUACCACCACCAUUAGGCGGACACCUACUAGAGUGGUUCUUCGCUGUUGCUCUUCUUCCGCCACCACCUCAAGCAAUGUCGACCAAGGUGCUCCCAAGGGCGCUGGUCGUAAUCGCCGGUCUUCUUCGUCUUCGUCUUCUACUUCCGAUAGGGAAGCUGUCAGAGCCAUUCGGUUGAAGAAGGUUGAAGAAUUGAGAAGCAAGGGGCUUGAUCCAUAUGCUUAUGGAUGGGACAGAACUCACAGUGCUGAUCAGCUUCAAAAUAUAUAUAAAAAUUUAGAAAAUGGAGUGAAAUUAAAUAGCGAUAAUGAUCAAGUAUCUGUGGCAGGAAGGAUUAUUGCUAGGAGGGCAUUUGGAAAGCUUGCUUUCCUGACACUUAGGGAUGAUUCAGGAACUAUUCAGCUUUACUGUGAUAAAGAGAGGCUCCCGGGUGAUCAAUUUGAGCAAGUAAAAGCAUUUGUUGAUAUUGGUGACAUACUAGGUGCUAGAGGUUCUAUAAAACGCACUGAGAAAGGGGAGCUCUCUGUUUAUCUGAAUUCUUUUGUGAUCCUUACAAAAUCUCUGCUUCCACUACCUGACAAAUACCAUGGAUUAACUGACAUAGAUAAGCGUUAUCGCCAGAGGUAUGUAGAUAUGAUUGCAAACCCAGAGGUAGCAGAUGUAUUUCGUAAAAGGGCAAAGAUUGUAUCAGAGAUACGCACAACAAUGGACUCCUUAGGGUUUGUUGAAGUUGAAACUCCGGUUUUGCAGGGCACAGCUGGGGGAGCUGAAGCCAGACCAUUUAUUACAUAUCAUAAUUCUCUUCAACGGGACUUGUAUCUGAGGAUUGCAACUGAACUUCAUUUAAAGAGAAUGCUGGUGGGAGGGUUUGAAAAAGUAUAUGAGAUUGGCCGGAUAUUUAGAAAUGAAGGAAUUUCUACUCGUCAUAAUCCUGAAUUUACAACUAUUGAGAUGUAUGAGGCAUAUUCAGACUAUCAAAGCAUGAUGAAUUUGGCAGAGGAGAUUGUCACUCGGUGUGCUCUUGCGGUUCAUGGAAAACUUACUGUUGAUUACCAGGGGGAUGAAAUAUGUUUGGAGCGUCCCUGGAGAAGGGAUACCAUGAACAACCUUGUAAAAGAAACUGCUGGAAUUGAUUUCAAUGAGUUGGGAAGUGAUCUAGAUGUUGCAAAGAAAGUUACUCUAAGCACCCUUGGCAAUAACCUUGAUAAGAAAGAUAAAGCUUCCAUCGAUGCAUGCCAAUCACUUGGCCACCUCCUUAAUGAGGUUUUUGAGAUUGUUGUAGAACCAAAACUUAUCCAACCUACAUUUGUGUUAGACUACCCAAUUGAAAUAUCACCCCUGGCUAAGCCCCACCGAAGUCAGCCUUGUAAUCGUGUAUAUAUAUCUGCUCAGAGGAAUAAUAGAUCAUUCAUUCUGGUCAAUAUACCUACAUGGUAUCAGAGCUGAUCGACGGUUCUGACCCAGAAAACGCAGACGAUAGCGUACGACCAGUAGAGGAGUCACAGUCGAGCAACUCAAGACCUUUGUCCAUGGGCUCGAGCACCGAGAACUCCUCAUCGUACACCCAUGGUGGAACUCCCCUCAGGUUGAGUUCUGCCGAAGGGUCUUCUAUUCUCCUGGUGUCCGAUAAAUUCAACGAACAUAAUUACCGUGAGUGGGCUCAAGCUAUACGGCUCGCUAUUGGUGGUCGGGAAAACUGGGCUUCAUCACCGGUACGUCUAAGGUACCAGACGAGUCAGACGCAGCAGCCUUAUCAAAGUGGGAGACCAAGAACUCACUAGUUGCUUCAUGGUUGGUCACAGCCAUGACUCCACAGGUUCGACGCUCCUUCAUGUUUCUGCCUACUGCGAGAGACAUUUGGGAAGCUGUUCGAGAAUCAUACUCGGAUGGUGAAGACAGUGCUCGAACAUAUGAGCUGAAAACUCGAAGCUGGCAGAUUAGACAAGCUGAACGUGACUUGACUGAAUAUUGGUUAGAACUCGUUACCAUAUGGCAGGAGAUCGACCUCAACACAGAAGAGGAAUGGGCUUGUGCUCCUGAUGCAGCAAGGUACAAAAAAUGAGUUGAGGAUGAGCGGGUGUUUCAAUUCUUGGCUGGUCUUCAUCACUCAUUAGAUGAUGUCCGAAGCAGAAUCCUAGCUCGCUCGCCAUUACCCUCAGCACGAGAUGCAUUUGGAGAAAUCUGUAGGGAGUCUUCUCAUCGAAAGGUGAUGCUUACUGACCCUGUUCCUGUAUCUUCUUCUUCUGAAACCUCUGCCUUGAUAAGUAGGAGCUCUGAUCACGGUUUGAAGGAGACAAAAGGAAAAAUCUCGUGUGAUCAUUAUAAAAAGACUGGUCACACAAAGGACAAGUGUUGGGAUCUUCAUGGGAAGCCUGCUGACUGGAAACCACGCAAGGGUAAGGCACGUGGAUAUCAAGCUACUUCUGAAAAUGCCCCAGAUAAAUCUGCUGCUAUCCCUCAAAUGGAUAAAGACCAGUUAAUUAAGCUCCUGGAGGUGUUAAAUACACUACAAUGACCUGGUCAACCAUCUCAAAACCACACUGGGUAAGAAUCAUUUUGCAUUGAAUACCUCCUUCCAUAAAUCCCGGUGGAUUGUUGACUCUGGGGCCUCAGAUCACAUGACGACAGACUCCACGUUAUUCACAUCAUAUUUUCCAUGUAGUGAACAUGAGAAAAUUGAUACUGCUAACGGAACAUCUUCCUCCAUUGCUGGAAAGGGAAGCAUUAUUAUUUCUGAAUUUUUACAACUGGAUUCAGUUCUUCAUGUUCCAUACUUAGCUUGUAAUUUGUUAUCCAUAAGCAAGUUGACUAAACAAGCUCACUGUAGUGCUCAUUUUUUCUCUACUCAUUGUAUCUUUUAGGAUCUCACAUCGGGGAAGAUGAUUGGCAAUGCUGAGUGUGAUGGGUUAUACUACCUUAAUGAAUCAACCGUGAGUAGUCUCUGGUCUCGUAUUCGGUGUAAUCUUGUGUCCACCUCUGAGAAUAAUGAUCUUUUGUUAUGGCAUAAAAGAAUGGGUCAUCCUAAUGUCCAGUACUUAAGUCGUCUGUUUCCUCAUUUUUCAUUCAAUAAAAUUUCUACUUUUCAUUGUGA